Rhinocladiella mackenziei CBS 650.93 is the source of this 351-nucleotide messenger RNA. RefSeq lists its product as uncharacterized. Gene Ontology annotation, molecular function: RNA binding. Lineage: Eukaryota; Fungi; Ascomycota; Eurotiomycetes; Chaetothyriales; Herpotrichiellaceae. The transcript has a single exon. Gene Ontology annotation, biological process: mRNA splicing, via spliceosome. The coding region runs from base 1 to 351 and encodes 116 amino acids. Gene Ontology annotation, cellular component: catalytic step 2 spliceosome; precatalytic spliceosome; U2 snRNP. The record is from RefSeq and is a predicted model, not a curated record.
AUGUCCCGCAGCAACAAGUUGGCCCCAGAGGCGAACCGAAUUCUUUUUGUCAAAAAUCUUGCCUACAACAUCGACACUCCUGCACUCUUUGAUCUCUUUGGCAAAUUCGGACCUAUCCGACAGAUUCGAGCCGGAACGUCGAACUCCACGAAAGGAACAGCGUUUGUGGUUUACGAAGACGUCUUGGACGCAAAGCAGGCGUGUGACAAAUUAAACGGUUUCAAUUUCAUGAACCGAUACCUCGUCGUGCUAUAUCAUCAGCCGGAAAAGAUGAAGGUCGAAAUGAAAGAAGAUAUAGCUACGAGGCAGGAGAAUCUGGAAAGAAUGAAGAAAGAGCAUGGAAUUGAAUAG